Molecule: messenger RNA, 1020 nt
Organism: Uncinocarpus reesii 1704
Lineage: Eukaryota; Fungi; Ascomycota; Eurotiomycetes; Onygenales; Onygenaceae
Exons: 1
Coding region: 1-1020 (339 amino acids)
Molecular function (GO): racemase and epimerase activity, acting on amino acids and derivatives
Source: RefSeq, a predicted model, not a curated record
AUGAACCCCGUCAAUGAGGAGCCAACUAGGCUGCUUCCUACGGCAAAGCUCCAUUGCCAAGCGGAAGACUUCCAUUUGAGAAUCCCGUCAACUAUAGCUCGCGGCAGUCAAAUCAUAGCGAACGUGGUCACCGUCUCGCUGAGCUUAGGCGACGCUAUAGGCCGCGGAGAAGCUGUUCCUUCGGAGCGUUAUGGGGAAUCGGUGGACAGUGUCAUCGCUACCAUUGAAAAGGUGGCGCCUUUAAUCGAGAAUAAUCCAGAUCGAGCGUUUCUGCAGGAGCUAUUGCCUGCGGGCGCAGCUAGAAAUGCCAUCGACUGCGCCCUCUGGGAUCUCGAGGCCAAGUACACCGGUGUCCCGGCCUUCAAACGGGCCGGCCUCUCCACGCCUAAGCCUGUCACCACAGCCGUCACCAUCUUCCUCGACAGCCCCGCUGCCAUGGCCGCCAGUGCCGCACGCGAAGCCGCGCGACCUCUGCUCAAAGUCAAAUUUGGCGGCAAGGACGACGAGGUACGACUUCGAGCAGUACGGGCGGCCGCCCCAGCCGCGACACUUAUCGUUGACGCCAACGAAUCCUGGAACGUCGAAGAUAUGCCCGCGCUGUUGGCCAUCUGUGCUGAUGUCGGCGUCAAGGUGGUUGAGCAGCCUCUUCCCGUCGGUGCCGAUGACGCGCUGCGCGAUUUUAAGCAUUCGAUUCCCAUUUACGCCGACGAGAGCGUACACGACCGAAACGGCCUGGCAGAGUUGCGCGAUCGAUACGAUGGAGUCAAUAUAAAAUUCGACAAGACGGGCGGCUUGACUGAAGCUUUGCUGCUGGUGAAAGAGGCAAAGAACCUGGGAUUCGGCAUCAUGGUGGGCUGCAGGGCCUGUAGCUCGCUGGCAAUCGCGCCAUCGCUGCUCAUUGCUGAGUAUUGCGACUAUAUUGAUCUUGAUGGUGUCUUGCCGCUGGUAAGUGACCGACAAGAUGGGUUGGUGUAUGAAGGGUCAAUGAUCCAUCCUGCGACCUCAUCGCUCUGGGGUUAG